This is a messenger RNA of Vicia faba (fava bean), 1557 nucleotides long. The record is from the annotation of a GenBank genome assembly. NCBI's taxonomy places the organism in Eukaryota, Viridiplantae, Streptophyta, Magnoliopsida, Fabales, Fabaceae.
AUGGAUAAACUCUUAUUCAAUUGUUUCAUUGCAUGCUUUCUCUUUUUUUCUCCCUUGUUUGUUCAUGCUAAAGAAUUAUCAUGCAAUCAAACACCAUACCCUCAUGUUUGCAACCAUUACAUUGGAACUACUAAUACACUAUCAACCCUAGAUUCUUCUUCAUUCCAUGAUAUUUCCAUUAAGGUUACCAUGGACCAGGCUAUUGAAGCAUACAAACUUGUGUCAACCAUGGAUUUGAAUAAUUUCAAAGACAAUAGAGCCAAGUCAGCAUGGGAAGAUUGUGUUGAGCUUUAUGAGGAUACAAUUUAUCAACUUAAUCGCUCCAUAAACUCAAAAAACUUAAAUGACAAAUUAACAUGGCAAAGUGCUUCCAUUACCAAUCAUGAAACUUGUCAAAAUGGUUUCAUUGAUUUCAACCUUCCCUCUCACUUAAACUACUUCCCCUCCAUCUUAACCAACUUUACUAAAUUGCUUAGCAACUCCUUGUCCAUUAGCAACACUCUAGCCUCCAUCCCAAGCAUGAAACAAAAUGGAGGGAGAAGAUUGUUAUCAGAUGGAUUUCCACAUUGGCUUUCAGGUUCCGAUAGAAAGCUUCUUCAAGUAACACCGAGUGCUGAUAUUGUGGUGGCACAAGAUGGAAGUGGGAACUAUAAGACAAUCUCAGAAGGUGUAGCCGCUGCUUCUAAGCUUAGUGGAAAAGGAAGAGUCGUUAUUCAUGUGAAAGCAGGAGUAUACAAAGAGAACAUUGAUAUAAAAAAGACAGUGAAGAACAUAAUGAUAUUUGGAGAUGGAAUGGAUUCAACAAUUGUUACCGGUAAUCAUAACACUCAAGAUGGUUCUACCACUUUUCGUUCAGCUACUUUUGCGGUAAUGGGAGAUGGUUUCAUAGCAAAAGAUAUGACGUUCGAGAACACUGCCGGACCACAGAAGCACCAAGCGGUGGCUCUCCGUUCCGGCGCCGAUCACUCGGUUUUCUACCGCUGCUCCUUCAAAGGCUACCAAGACACUCUAUAUGUUUACGCCACCCGUCAAUUCUACCGCGACUGUAACAUCUACGGAACAGUCGAUUUCAUCUUCGGUAACGCAGUGACUGUUCUUCAAAACUGCAACAUCUUAGUUAGAAAACCGAUGAGCAACCAACAGAACACCGUAACGGCACAAGGAAGAACAGAUCCAAACGAGAACACCGGAAUAGUGAUCCAUAACUGCCGAAUAACCGCCGCGGGUGAUUUGAAACCAAGUCAGAAUUCAGUGAAAAGUUAUCUGGGUAGACCGUGGCAGAAGUAUUCAAGAACGGUAGUCAUGAAAAGUAACAUUGAUGGAGUUAUAGACUCACAAGGUUGGGCUCCAUGGAGUGGUGGUUUUGCUUUGAGCACACUUUAUUAUGGUGAAUAUAUGAAUGUUGGUGAUGGUGCUAAUACAAAUGGGAGAGUGAAUUGGCCUGGUUUUCAUGUUAUCACAAAUCCUUCUGAAGCAGUUAAAUUUUCUGUUAGUAACUUUUUAGCUGGUGAAUCUUGGAUUUCUGGUAGUGGUGUGCCGUUUGAUGCAGGCUUGUGA